AUCCGUCCAUCCGUCCGUCCGUCUGGUGAAAAUGUGUUUGAUGGCGCAAAGUCCCAGCCAAUUCACACAAAGUACGACAAGGUUAUUCGCCACGAUUAAUGAGUCCCAGGCCAGUAGUUCCUUCCCAACAGAGCAGAGCUGGUGUCGCAACAGCAGACAUGACAUCCAUCACAAAUCCAGGACAGUGUCAGAACAGACAGCUUCCCCUCGAUCGUCAGCACAGUCGUCGAGGGGUCGCCAAUGGCUCGAUUUGGGUCCGCAGGCGGCUGAUCUGGGUGUCCUUGAGCUGAUUGUCUGCCCGGGCCCCCUGCAGGUCCGCAACGCGCCCAAUGAAUGCUCUCCUUACAUGUGUGGAUGUAUGUUUGUACCUUAAGCAUAGCCCGCAGCAUCUUGAUUUCCGUGUCUCGCCUUUCACUUCCCUCUCGCAGCUCACUAAUGGCACGUUUAAGUCGCUCAUCAUACCUGCCCUGGAGCCCAUUGAGAUCAUCUUCCAUCGCCUUGUUUCGCAUCCUCGCCUCCUGCAGCAGCUGUCUCUCCCGCUUCAGCUGCUCGGCCACCUCGUCUCUUUCACGAGAGCAGCCGCGGAGCUUCCUCGAGAGGUCAUCGAUCUUCUGUCGGCUGGCGUCAAGGAGCUUCUCCUUCUCCUUCUCAACGGCCCCAGAAUACUGCUCAGCCGCCGACGCCCUCCUCUGCAUCUGCUCGAGUCUCCUCUGCUCGUCAGCCCGUUCGAUGGCAUGCUUGUUCUGCAGAUCCUUCAGCUGGGAAACGCACGAUGAAUACUUGUCAUUAAGGGCCGCGAAGGCUUUCCUCGUCUCUAGCAAAGCGUCUUUGUGCAUCUGCACCUCGUUUCCCAGGGACCGUUGUUGCUGUGCCAUUUUUUGCUGUGCUAUUUUGGUUUGAACGGAUUCCAAGUCAAGCCGCAGGCUGUGGUUCUCGGCUCGUUGUGCGCCCUGCAGACGGAGGAAAAGCCUGACUGAGGGUGUAAAUCGUCACGUCGUGCGCCUUGUGCUGACCAAAAGCUCGAUGGACUCCUGCUCAUUGGCUUUCGCGCGUCGGAGGCCCUCCUUGGCCUCAGCCAGCACCCCAACCAUGUUCUCGAGCUCGUUGCGUAGUAAACGGUUGUCGCCUUGCAGUCGAGACGCCUCGCUUCUCACUCGGUCCAAUUCACGGCUUUUCUCCGCGUCUUGUCGCUGGAGCUUCGCAUGUUCUAUUUGCAAGUCGUCAAGGACCUUCAGCUUUGCUCGCGACGUCAGCUCCAUAGAUGUCAGUUGGGCCAUGUCCAUCUCAAGCUGAGUGAUGCGCUUGGCGGAGGCACGUGCUUGCUCCUCGGCGCGGGCAGCGAGCUUCGACGUUUUCGUCUCCAAGAGAGCCUUCGCAUCCUCAGCCUCAGCGUUUUGGCCCUGCAGUCUCGAUAUAUCGCGAUUGAGAGCCUCAAUCCGUGACUGCAGACCACCAUGCUCCCUCUGCAGGCCGUCUCGCUCAGCCUGAGCCUUCGUGAGGUCCCGUUUGAUACUGUCGAUCUCAUCCGCUAGCCGCUUGUUGUCUGCUUUCGCCUGUUUCAUGGCUGCGGAGAGAUCCUCAGCCCUUUUCCUUUCGCUGGCGGCAAGUUGGGUGGCCUGAUCGAGCUGGGCACCGGACUUGUUGGCUUCUCGUGUUUUGUCGCGGAGGUCUCCUGUGAGUGAAUCGACUUGGGGCUUCAGUGCCCUCACCUAAGAUGUAAAAUGAGGCAGGCAUCCACACAUCCAAACGAAGGAGACAUGUGAUCGUCACCUCUUUUCUGGCAUUUUCGCACUCUUCAUCGGCGAAUGACUUGUCCGUCAACAAGUGGUCGUAGCUCUUCUUGAGGCUGGUCAAUUGCUGGCUUAAUUGGCGGAGCUCCUUUUCAAGAGCGUCAUUGUCAGCUGUUAACUGAAAACACAUGUAUGUCGCCAUGUCUCCUCGUGGCAGCCAAUAUGUGAGUUCGCGCACUAGAGUACCUUUUUGUUCCCAGCCUUCAGGUCAUCCGCUUGCAGCGAGAGCUCGGCCUGCACAGCUUGGCUUGCAUCCAGAUCGUUUUGCAGCGAGACGACGGUCUGGCUCUUCUCCGUCAAACCCCUCAAGUGGGAGUCAGCUUCCUUGUCUAGGCGGCUCUUCACCAUCUCCAAUUCUUUGAGCGCUCCUGCCGAGGCUUCAUCUCUUGCCUUCAGUGACUUGGUCAAUCUGUCAAUCGUCCGCUGUUUGUCCUGGACGUGGCCUUCUGAAGCCAAGAGCACCGCUUUCGUCUCGUCAAGUGCUGCCGCAGCCAUGUCUCUCUCAUGUGUCGUUUGUGUUAGCCCGCCUUCCAAGGCGACUUUCUCGUCCGCGAGGCGUCCAAGGUCCGCAUCUUUUUCGGCCAGCUGUUUUCUCAAAACCUCGAUUUCGGU
Messenger RNA from Vitrella brassicaformis, 2402 nucleotides. The record is from the annotation of a GenBank genome assembly. Lineage: Eukaryota; Vitrellaceae.